GAAACGGUUCCUGCUGCUGAACUCCACCUCUGUCCCUUGGAAGCCUUUAUGGAAGCGACACUUUCUUUUUAGGAUCUCUGUUAAUGCUCCGUUUUGCCGACUCGCGAGGUACUAUUUUACUCCUCUGCUCUAUUCCAAUAUUGUUUUCUCUACCUUGCUUAUCUUCCUCUGGAACACAGCAGGCCCUGGUGAUACUGAAGGUGCCUAAGCCAGCUGUUUCCUGAAGGAAUUCAGAGUGUUGCUCAUGUGGGAAUGUUUUUGUGAGCUGUGGGUGGGGGUGGAUGAGGAGAUCAGCCUGUCCUGCCUAAGAAUUGCAGCAUCGUUUGAAGACUAUCACUCAGAACAAGCCUGUUGAUGCUUAUUACCUUGAUUACCAUCAAUCCAACCAUGUGCUGAUCCAUAAAUACUACAAGAUUCUCACAGCACAAAGUCAACCUCAGACAGGUUCCAGCAGUAGUUUACAUCCCUGUAAACACUUAUCCAAUGGCCCACCCAUACGAGCCUUGGUUUCGGUCAGGGCCACAUGGAGGCAGCAGCGAGGAUCUAACAAUGCCAUCUUGGUGGGACAUGCAUGCGGGGACAGGAAGUUGGAUGGAAUUGCAAGGUGGCUCAGGGGGACUGCAGGGUGUAGGCCAGGGUGGUACGAUGGGUCUGCAGCCUCUGGGAGCUUACACCUCCGACACUCAGUUAUGCAGCCUGCCCCCGAGUCAGCUAACUCCAGCGCCACACCCCUCACUGCCUUUCCCUCAGGAUACCUUUAAGAUGGAAUCUGUAGGGCCAGAACUGUUGCAGCAGCAGCAGUCCUUGGAGCAACCAUUGGACAAUGGUGCCGGCACUCGACCUAAAUCACAGCGUCGGUCAGCUUCUCGGGGCUCAGGACAAGCCAUGUGCCGCUGUCCCAACUGCAUCGAUGCCGAGCGAUUGGGACCCUGUGUAGACGGAGUCAAGAAAAAACAUCUGCACAACUGUCAUAUUCCAGGAUGUGGCAAGUCCUACGCAAAGACCUCCCACCUGAAGGCCCAUCUUCGAUGGCACAGUGGAGACAGGCCCUUUGUCUGUAACUGGUUAUUCUGCGGAAAGCGCUUCACCCGAUCUGAUGAGCUGCAGCGCCACCUGCUGACCCAUACUGGCGCCAAGAAGUUUACUUGCACUUUGUGCAGCCGCAUCUUUAUGCGUGGUGAUCACCUCACAAAGCAUAUGCGCACACACGAUUCACCACGCACUGAGGAGGACGAUAGGGAGGGCGGAGGUCCCCGGCUGGGAAAAUGCUGCGAUGCGUCAUCACCUCUCCACCCUCCUAAUGCUUCUCCUAGCACACGGGAGGCCCCACAUGAUCCCAAAAGCGAACCAGCUAUGAUCAGCUCUACACUGAGUGGACAGGCUGACUGAAGGCACCUUGUUUAUAUUAAGUAUUAGACUUUUAAAACAGUGCAUAUUACUGCUAGAAGUGAGACAGUUGGAUGGGUUUUAGAAAGGCCUAAAUAAAGUAAGUGUUUAUUAAAAACAAAUUACUGUAGCUGUUAUCUCAACAACUACAAUUUGUCCAAGAGAAGUGCAAACCCCGCAUUUCAUCAUAAGAUGAAUGAAUGCCUUCAUGCUAAUUUGAACAAGAUAAAACUUGCAGUACAUGAAGAUAUCCGAAUGAUCUGAUAUCUGAAUGCAGUUUCUUUAAAUGCACACUGAAUUAAAAGUUUAAAAGUGCUAUUUACAGAUGUCAGGCAAAGAGCAUCUCAUAUUCUUUUUUCUUUCUAAAGACAAGUUUGAGUUCUCCCUUAAUCCAUUGCAUGAACAAAUCUAAACAAACAUAUUUCUGGUGAUUCAUACGUCAUCAAGCUAAUACUGGUUCAAAUAACAUUUAAAUUUUAUUCAUUUAAUGUUCAGAGCUCCAUGACAAAAUCAGCUCUCACUUGUCGAUUUCAAAAAAUUUAUUGAACAUUUCCAGUAUUUAGAUAUUUUUUUAUUUUUAGGUAUUUGUAUUUUAAGGAAAACAAGAAAGUAUGAAGCAUUUUGAUAAAAAAAAAAAAAUAGAAAUAUUUCUGUCAGCAGGUGUUUUUAACCAUUUUUAUCUUUUUACUAGGGCAAUUCACAAAUCUUGCUUAAUAGCACUACAACACAGCUACAGCACUACACUAGUACAUUAUCUGCAGUUGCCAUUACAUAACUUUCAAAAUGCACAAAAAGUAAUGCAUGCUUCGACAAUUUUUACAUUUCUAUUGUAAAUGUUAACUGAGUAUUUGUUUUGAAAAAAAAAAUUAGAAUAACAUCACUGGCAAUUUUCUGACAGUUUUCAUACUGACAAGUAGUGCAUUUAGAAAUAGGCACAAUGUUUACAUGUAAAAUACAUUAUUGUAUUCAUAUUUCUUGUUUGAAUCCUUUAUUUUCCAGAAUAAAUUAGAAGUUAGACAUUUAGAGGAAUAACUUAGGGUUCAGUUCAUAGAUUUUAGACCACUAUACCGUAAGGACUAUACUGUUGUGUUUGUUUAUCCACCUGUUCUUUAAAUAGAACAUCACCUUGUAGAAACACUAUUUGGAUCAUGAACACCAUAUAAUGCUUAAAUGGAAAAAUAAAUGAAACAUUUGAGCAUGGUGGCCCAUAGUGUAGGUAUGUUGUUUCGUCCCUCUGGGCUUGAGGUCAUGAUUCCUGCCCCAUAUUGUGUCUGUGGAGUUUGCCUUCUCUUCCUCCGGUUUGCAGGGCCACAGUCCAAACGAAUACAGUUAGGUGCCUUGGUACAUAACUUGUCUUUAGUGCAGUGUUUCUCAAACCGGUCCUAGAGGACCCCCAGACAGUCCAUGAUUUUGCUCCUUCCUUAUCGUGUGUAUGUGUGCCCUGUGAUAGACUGGUAUCCUGUCUAGGGCAGGUCCUACCUUGUGCCCUGAGUUUCCUAUAAUAGACUCCAGGCCUGUACUGUACUGGAUAAGCCAUUAUGCAUGAUGAAUGGAUGGUUUCUUCGUCUUGAAAACAGAUUUUUCUCACUGUCCAUUAAUUUCCAUUUAGAAAAGAUGUAUUCUUAAACACUUUCAGUGUUUUGACGGCUAAGAAUUUAUGUU
Molecule: messenger RNA, 3048 nt
Organism: Brienomyrus brachyistius
Lineage: Eukaryota; Metazoa; Chordata; Actinopteri; Osteoglossiformes; Mormyridae
Product: transcription factor Sp6-like
Exons: 3
Coding region: 484-1389 (301 amino acids)
Biological process (GO): regulation of transcription by RNA polymerase II
Molecular function (GO): DNA-binding transcription factor activity, RNA polymerase II-specific; RNA polymerase II cis-regulatory region sequence-specific DNA binding
Source: RefSeq, a predicted model, not a curated record